Molecule: messenger RNA, 735 nt
Organism: Stegodyphus dumicola
Lineage: Eukaryota; Metazoa; Arthropoda; Arachnida; Araneae; Eresidae
Product: piggyBac transposable element-derived protein 3-like
Source: RefSeq, a predicted model, not a curated record
AUGUCAGUGCAAAGGUUUCUGAAGUUAGAGGAAGCAUUAGAACUAUUCAAUAGUUUUGAUUCAGAUGAGAGCGAAGUUGAAAUUGCUGUGUUACCACCAGAUGCCAGUGAACUAACUGACGAAGAUGAAGGGGAAGAGAAUGAAGUAAAUACUGGUGAUAUUAUUGUAACUGAUGUUCCUGGGUCUCUAUGCGGGAAAGAAUCUGAUGCGAGAAAUGAUACUUCUCUUGAUACUCGGUUUGUGAUGAAACUAACACAGAAUAUUAUGAAUCCUUCAAGCUACACUUUAUAUUUUGAUAACCUUUUUACUAGCACUUAUCUUUUGAAAAGUCUUGCUGAACAGAGUUUUCGAGCUACAGUAACCAUACGAGAAAAUCGGAUAAAUCACGAGUUUCCUUUAGAAGAAUCUAAGUCUAUGCGGAAGAAAGAAAGAGGCACAUCUGAUUUUGCAGUUGACGAGAAAUCUGAGAUUUUCCUGGUGAGAUGGAAUGAAAAUAGUACUGUCACUGUUGCUACAAAUUUCAGCACUUUACAACCAUUCUUUGAUCUGAAAAGGCGAGUAAGAGGACACAAAGAUAAAGUUAACGUAAAGAUGCCAAAUUUGAUUAAUUCUUACAACAAACGUAUGGGCGGUGUGGAUCACCACGACUGGUUGGCUGAACUUUAUUCCAUUAAAAUUCGUGGAAAAAGUGGUACUGGUCACUUUUUAUACGUUCGCUGGAUAUGGCUAUCGUAA